Pseudopodoces humilis (Tibetan ground-tit) is the source of this 1947-nucleotide messenger RNA. NCBI's taxonomy places the organism in Eukaryota, Metazoa, Chordata, Aves, Passeriformes, Paridae. The record is from RefSeq and is a predicted model, not a curated record.
UCUAUGAGCGGAGAUCACUUGACUGCACUCAGCACCUUUCAGGAUCAGGCUCUAGGAGAUGGUCAGAGGAGCGAAAGGACCAUCACCAUUUUGAAACAAAACCAAGGGUACUGGGCACUAGAUGAGAAUAUGGCCAAUGGCAUUGAAGAUCUUAUCGGGAUCCCAUUCCCAAACCACAGCAGCGAGGUCCUGUGUGGUUUAAACGAGCAGCGGCACGACGGGCUCCUCUGCGAUGUCAUCCUCAUCGUCCAGGACCAGGAGUACCGCACCCACCGCUCCGUCCUGGCUGCCUGCAGCAAGUACUUCAAAAAACUCUUCACUACCGGCACUUUAACAGACCAGCCCUAUGUUUACGAGAUUGACUUUGUCAAGCCUGAAGCACUUUCUGCCAUCCUCGAGUUUGCCUACACCUCAACCCUCACCAUCACCACCUCAAACGUCAAGCACAUCCUCAGUGCCGCCAAGAUGCUGGAGAUCCAGAGCAUCAUCAACGUUUGCCUUGAAAUCAUGGAGCCCGACAGAGAGGCCGAGGAGGAAGAUGACAAAGAGGACGACGAUGACGAUGAAGAUGAAGAUGAAGAUGAGGAGGAAGAGGAGGAGGAGGAAGUGGAAGAUUUUGUCAAUCAGGAGAACCUAGCUGAUGUACAAGAAGUAAGCUGCCACCAAAGCCCUUCUGAGUCCGAUCUUACCGAAGAAGCUUAUACAGAAGCACCUAAAGAUUUUCCAAAUCACUUCCCAGCCAGUAACUCCUCUGGACACUUGGGCAUGAUACGAGACUUCUCCAUAGAGUCCUUGCUGAGUGAAAAUUUGUACCCUAAGGCAAACAUCCCGGAAAGGAGGCCAGCUCUGUCUCCUUUCGCCCCCAGCUUCUUCCCCCAUCUGUGGAAUGGUGACUUCAACUCCUUCACCCAGCUUGAGGAGCCACAAGUAGACAACGGCCCCUUGGAUCUGGUGAUCAAAAAGAGGAAGAUCAAGGAAGAGGAGGAGAAGGAAGACCUGCCUCCGCCUCCUUUCCCUAAUGACUUCUUCAAGGAUAUGUUUGCCAACACCCCAGCAGCUCCCUUAGGGCAUAUUAAGGCAGAGACUGACUACAGUGCUUAUCUCAAUUUCCUAAGCGCUACCCAGUUCGGAGGAGUUUUUCCCCCGUGGCCCCUGGAGGAAGAGAGGAAAAUAAAGCCCAAGGCAUCCCAGCAGUGUCCCAUCUGUAACAAAGUCAUCAUGGGAGCUGGAAAGCUGCCCAGGCACAUGAGGACCCACACGGGGGAGAAGCCCUAUAUGUGCAAUAUCUGUGAAGUUCGCUUUACCAGGCAGGACAAGCUGAAAAUCCACAUGCGGAAGCACACGGGGGAGCGGCCGUACCUGUGCAUCCACUGCAACGCCAAGUUCGUGCACAACUACGACCUGAAGAACCACAUGCGCAUCCACACGGGCAUCCGGCCCUACCAGUGCGAGUUCUGCUACAAGAGCUUCACCCGCUCCGACCACCUGCACCGCCACAUCAAGCGCCAGAGCUGCCGCAUCGCGCGGCCCCGGCGUGGCCGCAAGCCGCCGGCGGCGUGGCGGGCGGCCGGCCUGCUCUUCGCCCCCGGGGGCCCGCCCGUGGAGAACAGCUUCGUGAUGCCGCCCACGUUGGAGGAGAUGAGCAGCCACCUCAGCAGCACGGCCAUGUGCCUUCCCGGCCCCAGCCCCAAACACUUCCUCAGCGGGGCCAAGACCCCCUUCAGCCUGCAGGAGCUGGAGAGCCAAAUUGAAGAAACCCAGAUGAAGCUCUUCAGGCGGGCCCAGAUGGACAUGGAGAGGAAUGCGGGCAUCUUCGCCUUCGCCCUGGGCCACAAUGAAAACCUUGCUGCCCAACCCUUCUUCCCUCUCCCUGACCCUUGGAGCACAGGCUUCAGUGGCUUGGCGGGGAUUGGCCACGUGGCUCCCAUCUCAGAGGCCAGCAACUAA